AUGUUCUUAACGACUUUGCUCAAUGUUAUGUGGACUGCAAGCACCUCGACCCGAGACCAGGUAAUCCCCGUGCUAAGGGUCUUACAUUCGUCCGUUAAUUCGGGUCGUGUCGGAAUAAAGGGAAUCGCGGUCAAUUCAACAAUAGAGCGAGGAAUCACGUGUAAUGCCGCACAGGCCAAUUGCACGUGA
This is a messenger RNA of Pyricularia grisea, 189 nucleotides long. RefSeq lists its product as uncharacterized. Bases 1 to 189 code for a protein of 62 amino acids. Lineage: Eukaryota; Fungi; Ascomycota; Sordariomycetes; Magnaporthales; Pyriculariaceae. The transcript has a single exon. The record is from RefSeq and is a predicted model, not a curated record.